AUGAACUGGAUCAUUCCUUGGGAGGCUCUGGACCCUUCUAGCAACCGAGGUCGCCAUCACCGCCGAACUUCCAUCGGCUACGUCAAUCAAAAAUCGGCCGCUGUUAACCGUGGCAACGUCGUAACCCCUUCCGCUGUCAAUGCGGAUACCAACGCUGCGACCAACACUCCUGGCGACAAAGGUGUGGUGUUUGAAGUGGACACUCCAACAGCCACUUCGCCAGAACGUCAAUUCCUUCUCGCAGCAGACGACGAAGAGGAACUGGAUCCAGACAUCGAAAAAGGCCCGAUUGGGGACAACCCAUCAGCUUCAGUCGAUGCUACUGCACAUCCUCCUCUUCCACCCUCAUCUCAAAGUUCCAAAGUAACUUUCGGUUCCCCUACUGCGCUGCAACUGAAACAGCAACAGCAGCAACCGAAGAAGAGAUCCUCCCAUGGUAGUGGAAUGCGCACUUUGUUCAAGGUGGGUACUGCAGAGUCACAUUCAUCACCCCCGACUCCACAGACGAUGGAGGACUCAUGGGCUGGUGGCAACAGUGGUGGGAUGGGGAACUGGUGGCAUCGACAGCAACGCUGGUCAAGAAAGAGUGAGGUGCUCAGCCAGGAGGACCCGAAUUCGGGUACUUCUGGUGGUGGCGGUGCAAGUGUUGGGUGGAUGACGUGGUUGGGUGGAAGCGGAGUAGCUACUCACAAGAAGAGUGCUCAUGAAUUUCCGUCGAUGGGUGAGAAACGACGACGGAAGGUUAGCUCAAAACGUCUACCACACUCAAAGCCAAGGCGGAAGAAGUCGUCGUUUGCGUGGGAUGGUGGAUUCAUGAAUAACAAGUCCAUGGUAGGAGCUUGA
Molecule: messenger RNA, 843 nt
Organism: Hydatigera taeniaeformis
Lineage: Eukaryota; Metazoa; Platyhelminthes; Cestoda; Cyclophyllidea; Taeniidae
Source: the annotation of a GenBank genome assembly